GUAAGAUCGAGCAGGAGCUUUAGGGGGAGAUGGAGGGUCUGGUGGGCUUUUUCUUUUUGCCUUCAUCUCCUCGUUUUUUCGCUCCGUCUUUUUGAUCGUGUCUUUCUAGGAACUGGAAACACAACACACGGCGCUUUCUUUCUGUACAGGUCUGUAGUGUUCUGAUGAUCAUUAUUCACUGUGUUGAAUGAGGAGGUUCUGGAUCUUACUGAUGUUUGGAGGAUGCUGGUCGUCUGAAGAUCUGAAUCUCUUGAGUGCUACACAAAACUCACACACUUCCUCUCCCCCCACCACUCAUCCAACCAGAAGCAUCAGAACCGAAUCACUCACGAGAAACACUCGCAAGACGUAGAAGAACAUCUACAGCGGCCGUCUGACGGUCAAGGGAAUGCCACGGUCCUUUCUCGUGAAAAGUAAGAGGGCGGGGCAUCGCUCCUCACGCUCCGCCCACUCUCAGCAUCACCUGAAUGAUGGACGGGUGUCCAGUAAUGACUCGGAGACCUCAGAAGCGCAGUCCUUUAGAAACACAGAGAGGAACGAACCGUCAUCAGAGUUCAGAAGUGAGACUACACAACACUGGUGUUCUUCUACAGCAGAGAAGCAGACAGACGCUCAGACGAACCCGUCGACCUUCACCUCACUGGAGAGAGAGACGGAUGUGAUGCGUCUGCUUCAAGUGUUCCUCACUCACCAUCAGCUCAUGAACGUCCAGACGUCUCUGUGUGAGUGCUUGCUCUGUGAGAAGCUCCUGUCGUCUGCGGUGGGUUUGGCAUCUCACUUGAAUAAGUCACAUGUCAACGGAGCUGCUCUGCCAUUGGCCGGAUCCCCGGGUCGUGCUCAGCAGCACUAUGAGUACAGACCAACAGAAACGCUCAGAGGGAAGGAAAGGAGUUUUGGUUGUGAGAUUUGUGGAAAAGUGUUUAAGAGAUCGUCCACUCUCUCCACACACCUGCUCAUCCACUCGGACACGCGACCGUUUCCCUGUCCAUACUGCGGCAAGAGAUUCCACCAGAAAUCUGACAUGAAGAAACACACCUUCAUACACACUGCUUCCAGAGGAGACUGGAGCUACAGCGACACCUGCAGACACACACUGACAACAACAACAGCGGACAACCCCUCUAUCACAGGACCUGAGAGAAGACAGCUGUCUGAAGCCUCACUGACAAUAAUCUGUGCUACACCUAACGUUCCACUGUACCACCCGUGGUACAAACAUCACUCCAAAGAGAUCUUAGUAAUGCUAAUAAUGAGAUUAUUAAUAAUGAAGUUUUUCUCUUACAUAAGCAGAUGUCAAACAGAAGCAUAAAUGCACACCGAUGUAUGAUGAACUAAACUGUAAUGAUAACUGUUAUUAUAAAGAUUUCCAGAUAAAUUGCUUUGACUUCCUAAAGUUACACUAUAAACUCUUGUUUAAAUAUUUUUAAUACCAAACUCAUCAGCAGCAGAAUUUUGAUCCAUAAUAGUAAAAGAUUUUCUUAACCCUUACAUUUGUUCGAUUAACUCAGAGAAUGUUUAUAUUUGACCCAGCAAUCAUUUAAAACGACCCGGGGUUCAUCCCUUGACCCAGAGUAUGAAAUAAACACAGUAUUUGGUUUUUAGA
This is a messenger RNA of Triplophysa dalaica, 1603 nucleotides long. RefSeq names its product zinc finger protein Gfi-1b-like. The coding region runs from base 389 to 1309 and encodes 306 amino acids. The record is from RefSeq and is a predicted model, not a curated record. Gene Ontology annotation, biological process: regulation of transcription by RNA polymerase II. The transcript has 8 exons. Gene Ontology annotation, cellular component: nucleus. Lineage: Eukaryota; Metazoa; Chordata; Actinopteri; Cypriniformes; Nemacheilidae. Gene Ontology annotation, molecular function: RNA polymerase II cis-regulatory region sequence-specific DNA binding; DNA-binding transcription factor activity, RNA polymerase II-specific.